UGUUUUUGGGGGGAGUGACCAAAUAAAGAUAUAUUCUUGUGCGCAAAGUUGGGAGAAACGAGAGAGAGAGAAUGAAAAAAAGAAGGAAAAAUUCAAGAGAGAGAUUGAAGGAGAGAGAAAAGAUUUUCGAGAAACUAGCAACUCCUAACAACAACCCCUUCUCCCCUCUCCUCCUCACCCUCAGCUCCCCCUCUGCCUCCUCCUUUACCAAAAUCGGAAUAAAAUGAAAAAUAAAAAUGUUAAAUUGCUUGCCUCAAUCUCCUCCCUCCUUAAAUAUCCCUCCUUCAAAAUAUAUAUCCACGUCGAGAAGGAAAGAAAAAGUUUUUUCUUUCCUCCAUUUUUCUUUUGAGGUUUUUUCAAAGAAAGAAAGGAGGUCACUCAUUCAAAAAAGAAAGAAAGAUUUUUCAAAACAAAAUUGUUAAAAAUGUUGAGGUCUUUCCCCCUCCUCUCAAUUUCGCUCUCAAGUCUUUCCCUCCCUUCCAUUUUUGGUCAAUCAGCUACCAACUAAAUUCUUUGUCCGACCGCGAUAAAUACAGACAAAAAAUUUUUUUAAUUGCACAAAUUGCUGUCAAAAAAGAGGCCCAAGACAGACACCUUUUUUUACAAAAUUACAAUCUUUUCUCAAAGCUAUUAAUAUUUUUCUUGGUUUUUAUUAACAAUAGCACCUAGGCGCGCAAAAUGAGAGAGAGAGAGAAAAGGAGAAAGAAAUGCUGAGUAAUGAUUUGUGUGUGUAUUGUGUCAAUUGGAAAAUUAAAAAGUUUUUUUUUAAAAAUCUAAGUUUGAUUAUAAGAAACAAAAUUAAAAUUAACACAAUAAAAGACAGAUUGACAAUUUUCGAAUAGUUAUUGAAUCUAAAAAGCUG
This is a messenger RNA of Meloidogyne enterolobii, 862 nucleotides long. NCBI's taxonomy places the organism in Eukaryota, Metazoa, Nematoda, Chromadorea, Rhabditida, Meloidogynidae. The record is from the annotation of a GenBank genome assembly.